Morone saxatilis (striped sea-bass) is the source of this 3110-nucleotide messenger RNA. RefSeq names its product coiled-coil domain containing 96 (gene cfap184). Gene Ontology annotation, biological process: cilium assembly. Gene Ontology annotation, cellular component: axoneme; ciliary basal body. NCBI's taxonomy places the organism in Eukaryota, Metazoa, Chordata, Actinopteri, Moronidae. Bases 22 to 1461 code for a protein of 479 amino acids. The transcript has 3 exons. The record is from RefSeq and is a predicted model, not a curated record.
UUAUUUGUUUUUUAUUGAAAAAUGGACGGAGAGCCAGAGAAUGAAGAGAAUGAGGUGAAGAAUGACACAGACAGGGUGGUGUUAGCAGAAACCUCCAAUGAGGAGGAACUAACUACUGUUAAUAGUCAAGAAGGUGUCCCAGCUGAAAUGGCUGCAUCAGGUGAUGAUGAAGAACACUGUGAAAGUUUGAGGGCCCCUGAAGAGGCCCCUGUUGAAGAAGCAGCCCCCUCUGAGCCAGAACAGAACAGUCUGGAUGAGCUCCCUGCUGUCACCACAAGUGAAGACGUGGAUGUGACCAUGAAUGAAGUCAAUGGACAGACAAUGUCCUAUCAGGAGAGUGUUGUUUUUGAGGUUAACAGCAACGAGGACAACGGUUCUCCCAGACUGCACCUCGAGAGCCCGGAGAGGGAGAACAUCAGUCCUACACAGGAGGAGGAAGACAAGGCUGAAGAAGAGGAACCCACGGCUCCUGCUGCCCCUGCAGACGAGGAAGACAUCAACUAUGAAGAAUACAUGGAGCUCCUGCAGGAGCUGUGUGAGGAGAGAGAUAAAGCCAGCCUACACAGCAGCCAGCUGCAGAUGAAGCUGGCUGAGUACUUCCGCAAGAAAGCCGGGGACGAUGUGGAGCUGGAGAGGGAGCUGCCGGGGUCAGAGCAGCUGCAGGAGUAUGAGAGGCACAUCAGCCUCCUGACUGACCUGAAGCAGCAGCUCACCGCUGACUCAGAGACAGCUCAGCAGCAGGCAGAGGAGCUGAGCUUACAGUCCCAAGAGAAGCUGGACAAGGUGGAAAAUGAAUGGCGAGCGUUCAUGGCACUGAAGCAGGACGUAGCCGUGACAGCUCUAAGCCGACGCCUGGGUAAACAAGCCGCUCAGGCCAAAGUAGAGUCAAUCCUGGCAGCAGAGCAGCUUCGCCAGGACGAGCUGAUCAAGCUGCGCCUCAAGCACAUCAAGCUGAGGAGCAAGAUUCACAGGCUGGAGGCAGAGCUCCGUGACGGGGAAGAACACGACAGGGACCCCCUACAGCUCCAGUUUGAGCACCUGCAGGCUGAGAGGCUGGAGCUUAAAAAACAGGCUGAAAAGCAAAAUGAGGAGUCGCUAAAGAUGCAGAAAAAGAUCAGCAGCAGCUUGGAGCUCCUGUCAAACAUUAAGGAGAAGCUGUUCUGGAGCCAGAUGGAGGUCCAGGCCAAGCGAGAGCAGCUCGCCGAGGUGGAGGCCACCGUGGCCAAGAAGAGGGACCUCCUGAGCAGGACAAAGCAGGCACGCAACAGCCUGCAGAGAGACAACCUGAGGCUGAAGGAGUGUCGUGGACUGCUGGGGAACAGGGUCCUGCUGCGGGACUUUGAGGACACUGUGGACGCCUCCAACCAACUGGAGGAACAACUGGAGAAUCUGAAGGGCCGGCAAGCGGAGAUUGUCUUCAGCUGUGGCAGAUGGAAGAAGAAUAGGGAGACAAAUGAAUGAAUGAAUAAAUGACUCAUUGCGCAGUAUCAGCCAAAACAUCUACAUUGGACAAUACAUUGAUUAACAGGGAGUUUAGAUUAAUAUUACAUUACAUAUUUACAUUUAAAUUACACUUUAAAAAAUAUGUUUAUUAGUUUUUAGGCUAAGUCUGAUAAAAAGAUUGAUAACGCUGAAUGUUUGUGGGUUAAGAUGAAGCAAUUCGCUUAGCUUAACAUAACAGACUGGAAGCAGGGGGGAACAGCUAGCCUACUUAUAAUUACUAAGCUUCAGAGGUGCUGGUUGGCAUGUUUAUGGACAAUGGACAAUAAAAUGGUUAACAGAGGGAGUUCAGAUAAACACAUAUUAAAGGAACGGUUUGACAUUUGUUCACUUUCUGGCUGAGAGUUGGAUGAGAAGUUUGUGUUCUACGUAUGGAGCUGGAGCACAGGCAAUUAGCUUAGCUUAGCAUAAACUAUGUUGAUCCAAAAAUAACACUAAUUAGCAUAUUGUAUGUUGCUAUAAGAAGAAGAUAUACUUUAUAUCUGGUAUAUUUCAAGGCUUAGUGUGGUUUAGAGUCUAUUUUUGAACCUCUUAUAAUAAAAUAGUUAUCACAGAGUUUAGAUAAACACAAAUAGUUUAGAGGGAAUGAUUAGCAUAGCUAGGCAGACAGAUGGCCUAGCUUUAUCUAAAGUUAAAAGCUCACAAACACAAAUGUAAAAACGGAAAUGGUCUCCCAGUUUUAUCGGGAGUUCAUUUCCUGGCAAACAGCUGGCGACACAGUGACUUCCUGGAGUGUUGUAGUUACAAUGACGUUGUAUACGGAGUUAUAAAAAAAAAAUAUAUAUACUUAUUUUAAACAUUGCAAUCUUGUUUUUUUAGCCCCUGCUUCCAGUCUGUAUGAUAAGCUAAGCUAACCACCAUUUGGCACAGACAUGGACAUUAGUGCCAAUUCAAAAUCAAUACUAAUAAAGGCUGCUAAACACAGUUUCAUUAGUUUUAUCAGACCAGACAUACAUACAAGUAGAAAGUCUGGUUUACCAUCUCAUUCUAUUUUCACUUGCAGUCAGUAGAUGGCACUAUUGUUAUAGUGUAUAUGCAGACAUCUGUUUGGGACAUUCACAAUUAUUUGAAGACAUGAAUAAUUCUUGGCCUUCUGGUUCUCUGUAGAACCCAAAUCAUUUGUCAGUUUCUUUUGAGAGCUGAUAUACAUCAAGCUUGGCUCAUUGUUUCAAUCUUCUCCUAAACAGUGAGGAUGGGAAGGAAAAUGGGACCUGAGACCAGUUCUACAGCCGCUACUCUAUGUGAACUCUGUAAGUACAUGCUCUGAUGCUGGCACUUAAAGGGACAGAAACAUACAUGCAAAAGCAUUCAGGGCCCAGUAUUUCAAUAUUUAAUCGAGAUAAGAAGUCUCUGGGUAGGCUUAAAUCUCAAAAGUGGGUGAUAUGUGAUCCUGAUCUUACAAAACUGGGAUAUGGAUUAAGUAAUCCAGUCCUACCCAGAAUCCAGGUCAAAUGUUGAUUUGGGGCAUUUUAAAAGGUGGAGAUUAGGAUAGUUUUGAUGCUAAAAUCAUGAUCCCACUGGAAGGGUGGAUGUAGAGGCCAUGGUCGUAAAAUUAAUUAAAACUAGACUUUGAUGAAAAAUGAAAUGAUAUUGUAUGCUUAAAAAAAUUA